AUGGAAGCCAUGGUCAAAGGCCAACAAGAGAGGCCAGACAGGUUCCCUAGAUUUAUCACUUGCCCAAGUGAAAUGGUAGCACUCUCGAUGGCAGACGGCUACGCUCGUGUUACUGGAGAACCCCAAGCCGUCAUUGUGCACGUCGAUGUUGGCAUUCAAGCACUCGGCUGCGCCGUUCACAAUGCCAGUGUCGGCCGCGCGCCUGUGUUCAUCUUCGCCGGUCUCUCCCCCUGUACCCUUGAAGGCGAAUACCCCGGUAGCAGAACGGAGUUCAUCCACUGGCUACAAGAUGUCCCUGAUCAGAGAGCAAUCGUCUCACAAUACUGUCGCUAUACCGCCGAACUGAAGAAGGGAAAGAAUAUUAAACAAAUGGUGAAUCGAGCCUUGAGCUUUGCGAAAAGCGAGCCUCGAGGUCCUGUUUACUUACAAGGAUCCCGAGAGGUUAUGGAAGAGGUCAUGGAGCCGUAUGAGAUUUGGCAGGAGUUUUGGUGUCCCGUGGAGCUUGGGGGGUUGACAUCGAAGCAGCUGAACCUGGUUGCCGAAGCCUUGGUAUCUGCUCGGGAGCCUCUCGUCAUUACUGGCUAUAGUGGGCGUGAUACUACCGUGGUGCCUUUACUCGUCGAGUUGGCAAACAUUGUCAAGGGUUUGCGAGUUCUCGACACGAUGGGUUCGGAUCUCUGCUUCCCUGCUGAUCACCCUGGCUGGCUGAGUGUGAGAUAUGGAUCGGACGACGCCAUCCACACAGCCGACGUGAUACUCGUCAUAGAUUGCGAUGUACCUUGGAUCAACACACAAUGCAAGCCUGCCAGCAGUGCCAAAAUCUUUCAUUUCGAUAUUGACCCUUUGAAAAACCAGAUGCCAGUCUUCUAUAUCGACGCGAUCCUGCGCUGUCGUGUGAAUACCAAGUUUGCCCUGGACCAAAUCGUCAGGCAUUUGAAAACAGAACUUUCAAACCAAAUCAAGAAAAAGCAUGAGCACUAUGAAACCCGGUGGUCAGACCUUCAGGUGUCCUACAUACGAAAGCUAAACGCCAUAGCUGCACAGGCGGAGUCGAACCCAGACGGCUCAUUCGGAUGCGACUGUCUCAUUUCGAACCUCCGGAAGGCGUGUCCGAUCGACACUAUCUGGGUCAUCGAAGCUGUCACCAACACAUUCACCGUGGCUGAUCAAUUACAGGCAACGCUGCCAGGAAGCGUGUUUAGUUCGGGUGCCGGUGGACUUGGCUGGUCGGGCGGCGCAGCUCUUGGUAUAAAAAUGGCCACGGAAUCCCUUUACGGAGGGAAAGGAAAGUUUGUGUGCCAGAUCAUCGGCGAUGGUUGCUUUCUCUUCUCGAUUCCAGCCAGUGUGUAUUGGAUUGCGCAGAGGUAUGAGAUCCCAGUGCUGACUAUUGUGCUCAACAAUAAUGGUUGGAACGCACCUCGGAAGUCUUUGCUUCUUGUUCACCCUGAUGGGUUGGGGUCCCAAGUCAGCAAUAAGGAACUGAACAUUUCAUUCGAUCCAAAUCCAGAUUACGGGACUAUUGCACUGGGCGCAUCAGGAGGCAAAUGUUGGGCGGGCCAAGCCAGUACCGUCGAGGAACUCGCAGCAAGGUUGCCCGAGGCUGUGGAUGCUGUCCAAAGCGGUCGUUCUGCUUUGUUGGAUGCGCGAAUACGGUAG
Aspergillus pseudoviridinutans is the source of this 1656-nucleotide messenger RNA. RefSeq lists its product as uncharacterized. Lineage: Eukaryota; Fungi; Ascomycota; Eurotiomycetes; Eurotiales; Aspergillaceae. Bases 1 to 1656 code for a protein of 551 amino acids. Gene Ontology annotation, biological process: L-valine biosynthetic process. The transcript is spliced from 2 exons. The record is from RefSeq and is a predicted model, not a curated record. Gene Ontology annotation, molecular function: magnesium ion binding; acetolactate synthase activity; flavin adenine dinucleotide binding. Gene Ontology annotation, cellular component: mitochondrion; acetolactate synthase complex.